AUGCAGCGGUCGGUAUUUCUGUUGAACACGGUGAACCAAUCACCGUGUCUAGACACGAUUAUAUGGAGGUCUUAUGACGACGCAGUGUUAGAAACGCUCCCACCUUUUUGUCUAGCGGGGUCCCAGGUUUGGCAAUCGAGGACUAUCUUAGUCUGCUUCCACAUUAUUGAGCUCCGUCAUCCCGAUCCUGUGCUUCGCCAGUUUGGGCUACUACAGCAUAUACCUGAACCUGUGCUUGCCAUACCUCGCAUCAAUUCACGAGGCAGAGCAGAUGAGGAUUGGGCGGCAUACCACGCCUCAUACAUUGAGCGUUGGAAUGAUAGAUUAGUAGAUAUAGCAGAGGUGGCCCCUGAGACAGAUCCAGAUCCGAUACGAGCUACCACUGUUUACAUGCAGUGGUAUUGGACGAUCACCAGGAGGUGGAUAUCUAGACCUGUACAGCGGCCACCACUCGCCUAUCAGCCACGUGGACACGUCGAGAGAGUAUUGGUUGAUAUCGUGCAGAGAUCACAUUAUACGAUCAGACGUGUCCUACCCGAUAUUUCAGGAGGUGGAGUCUUAGCUACCCUAUCACAGGUCGCCGAUCAGAUGGAGGCAGUUCUGGAGACUUUACCUACGCUUCCACACUAUGUACCUCCAGGACCAGCAGACUAUGGUGGAGCAUCGACGUCCGGCCAUGCACCCGUAUAUAGUCCACCGAUGCCAUCAUCACCGAUAGGGGAGCCACCUUAUGCUGAUGUUACGGACCCGGCACCAGCACCAGUACCGCAGGAUCCAGCUCGAGCAGGUGAUAUUGUUUAUUUUAGGCGUCGACGGCGAUCGAGGUCUAUCCGUACAGAUCAGCCCUCCUCUUCAGCUCCUCCACGGCCAGAUCAGCCCUCCUCUUCAGCUCCUCCACGGCCAGACAUACUACCGGCACAUGCUACUGCUGUGAUUGAGCCGGUUAUUGAGGGUGCUGCUAUAGAGCAUCUAGACCAGUUGGAGAUCUUGGAGCCUUUUGAUGAGCAUGAUGUUGGUCGUGGUCGCGGACGUGGUAGGCGACGUGGUCGAGGAGGUCGAGGGAGGAGAACAUGAUAUUAUAUUUAUAUAUUAUUGUAUAACUUGCAUUUAUUUUGUAUAUUCUGUUUUGAUUAUUUGGUAUUGAUUAUAUUAUUGAGAUUCUAUUGGUUGUGAUGUUGUAAUGUGUAUUAAUUUUGUGAUGUUGUGAUGUGUAUUACUUUUGUGAUGU
Molecule: messenger RNA, 1228 nt
Organism: Ananas comosus (pineapple)
Lineage: Eukaryota; Viridiplantae; Streptophyta; Magnoliopsida; Poales; Bromeliaceae
Product: serine/threonine-protein phosphatase 7 long form homolog
Exons: 3
Coding region: 1-1074 (357 amino acids)
Source: RefSeq, a predicted model, not a curated record